GGUGUAAAUAGUGACUCAUAUGAGACAAGACAGCAAGUCCAUAGCCCAGCGCCCGCGUUCUCCACCGAUCCUCUCCUGCGCCCCGCCCUCUCAUUCGUUGCCUCUUCGUGGGAAAUUUAAUUUGCCCGCAUUUCGCACAACCACCCCUCCUCGUCGCAUCCCACUCUCUCAAGAUACUCAUCCGGCGAUUCGUGGCGCGAUCGGCGCCUUGGAGAUUCACUCCGCAAUAUCGAUCAUUCUCCAGGAUGGCUCAGAACCCUGCCUCCCAAACCCCCAUUGGGGAACCCGUCGCCCAGCCCCAAGCUGGACAGGAUGCCUCUGCGGCUCCUAAGGUGAAGUCCGAGAAGGAGUUGGAGCGUGAGCGCAAGAAGGCUGAAAAGGCCAAGAAGUUCGCAGAGAAGCAGGCCAAGCAGGCCACUAAGCCUGCCGCUGCACCCAAAGCCGAGAAGAAGGCGCCCAAGGUCGAGAAGGACAAGACUGCCGAUGCAUACGACCCCCAGGUGAUCGAGGCCGGCCGACUCGAGUGGUGGGAGGAGCGUGACCUCUUCAAGCCCGAAUGGGGCCCUGAUGGCAAGGUCAAGCCCGAGGGCUCUUUCGUCAUUCCUAUCCCGCCUCCCAACGUUACCGGUUCCCUUCACAUGGGUCACGCCCUGACCAAUGCCCUCCAAGAUACUAUGAUUCGCUGGCAGAGAAUGAAGGGUAAGACCACUCUGUGGCUUCCCGGUAUGGACCACGCCGGUAUCUCGACUCAGAGCGUUGUUGAGAAGCAGUUGUGGAAGAAGGAGAAGAAGACCCGCCACGAUAUUGGACGGCCAGCUAUGACAAAGAUGAUUUGGGACUGGAAGGAUGUUUACCACGCCAAUAUCAAGAACGCACUGCGGAGAGUUGGCGGCUCGUUCGACUGGUCCCGUGAGGCCUUCACCAUGGACCCCAAUCUGUCCGCUGCCGUGACCGAGACAUUCGUCCGCCUCCACGAGGAGGGCAUCAUCUACCGUGCCAACCGUUUGGUCAACUGGUGUGUGGCCUUGAACACUUCGCUGUCUAACCUGGAGGUCGAGAACAAGGAGAUUGAGGGCCGCACCCUUAUGGAUGUGCCCGGUUACGAGCGCAAGGUCGAAUUCGGUGUUCUUACUCACUUCUGCUAUGAGAUUGAUGGCUCCAAGGAGCGCAUCGAGAUCGCUACCACUCGUCCUGAGACCAUGGUCGGUGAUACCGGUAUCGCCGUCCACCCCAGUGACAAGCGCUACCAGCACUUGAUCGGCAAGAAUGCUCGUCACCCCUUCAUUGAUCGUCUCAUGCCCAUUGUUGCCGACGAGGAAGUCGACCCCGAGUUUGGUACUGGUGCCGUGAAGAUCACCCCCGCCCACGACUUCAACGAUUUCAACCGUGGCAAGGCUCACAAUUUGGAGUUCAUCUCCGUCAUGAACGACGACGGUACCUUCAACAAGCACGGUGGACCAUUCGCUGGCAUGAAACGCUUCGAUGCCCGUUACGCCGUCAUUGAGGCCCUGAAGGAGGCUGGAUUGUACGUCAAAUGGGAGCAUAACCCCAUGAAGAUUCCCCGCUGUGCCAAGUCCAACGAUGUCAUCGAGCCCAUCCUCAAGCCCCAGUGGUGGAUGAAGAUGGAGAGUCUCGCUGAGCCCGCCAUCAAGGCCGUUGAGAACGGUGAUAUCAUCAUCCGCCCCGAGAGCGCUGAGAAGAGCUACUUCCGCUGGAUGCGGAACAUCAACGACUGGUGUCUAUCCCGUCAGCUCUGGUGGGGUCACCAGGCCCCGGCUUACUUCGUCAAGAUCGAAGGCGAGAACAACUCCGAGAGUGAUGGUGAGUACUGGGUGACCGGCCGCACCGAGGAGGAUGCCAAGAAGAAGGCCGAGAUCAAGUUCCCUGGCAAGAAGUUCUCGCUGGAGCGUGACCCCGACGUACUCGACACUUGGUUCUCCUCCGCCCUGUGGCCCUUCUCUACCCUUGGCUGGCCCAACAAGACCCACGACUUCGAGAACCUGUACCCCACCUCCGUGCUGGAGACUGGUUGGGAUAUUCUCUUCUUCUGGGUCGCCCGUAUGAUCAUGAUGGGUAUCAAGUUGACAGGCCAGAUCCCUUUCCGCGAAGUGUACUGCCAUUCUCUGAUCCGUGACUCCGAGGGCCGCAAGAUGUCCAAGUCCCUGGGCAAUGUCGUUGACCCUCUGGAUGUCAUGGAGGGUAUCCAGCUGCAAACUCUUCACGAUAAGCUGCUGACUGGUAACCUUGCCGAUAAGGAGAUCGCUGCUGCUACCAAGUACCAGAAGAAGGCGUUCCCCAAGGGUAUUCCCGAGUGCGGUGCUGACGCUCUCCGCUUUGCCCUUGUCUCCUACACCACUGGCGGUGGUGAUAUUGCUUUCGACAUCCAGGUUAUCCACGGAUACCGUCGUUUCUGCAACAAGAUCUACCAGGCCACCAAGUUCGUCCUUGGCAAACUAGGUGAUGACUUCAAGCCCCAGGCUAUUGCUACCAAGAAUGGCAAUGAGUCUCUGUCAGAGCGUUGGAUUUUGCACAAGUUCAACACCGCUGCCAAGGAGAUGAACGAGUCUCUCGAGGCUCGCGAGUUCUCCCCCACCGCCAUCACUGUCUACCAGUACUGGUACGCCCAGCUGUGCGACGUGUUCAUCGAGAACUCCAAGUUCCUGCUGGCCGAAGAUUCUUCGCCCGAGAUGCAGGAGUCCGCCAAACAGACCCUCUACACUGCUCUUGAGGGAGCCUUGUGCCUGGUCCACCCCAUCAUGCCCUUCAUCACCGAGCACCUGUGGCAGCGCCUUCCCCGCCGCCCCGACGACAAGACCAUCUCCAUCAUGAAGGCCAAGUACCCCGAGUUCCGGGCUGAGUUCCACGACCCCGCCGCGGAGACUGCCUACGAGCUUGUCUUGAACACCUCCAAGGCUAUCCGUUCCAUCUUGGCUCAAUACGAUGUCAAGACCAAGGGCGACAUUAUCAUCCAAACCUACGAUGCGACCAGCCAGAAGACCGUUUCGGAGGAGAUGACCAGUAUCAAGUCUCUUGGUGGCAAGAACCUGGGCGAGUUGUCUCAGCUCGGUCUUGAAAACAAGACCCCUCCCUCCGGCUGUGUGGUCGCCGCUGUCGGCGCCGAGGCUGCCGUCUACCUUCGUGUCUCCAAGGAGGUCGCCCUCGAGCAGGAAGAGAAGGCCAAGGCCGGCCUUGAGCGGGCCCGCGAGGCCGUGCGCAAAUCGCAGGGUAUCAUGGCUGCCCCCAACUGGAAGGACAAGGUCAAGGCUGAGGUCUGGGAGGCCGAGGAGAAGCGACUUCGCGAUAAUCAGAGCGAGGCGGCUCGUUUGGAGGAGCAGAUCAAGGAAUUUGAGAAGCUGCGCUUGGAGUAAAUGGCGGGUGCUUAAACCUGUUUCUGAGUACAGAUAUAAAAUAAAGUAA
Messenger RNA from Penicillium cinerascens, 3417 nucleotides. RefSeq names its product valine--tRNA ligase. Gene Ontology annotation, cellular component: cytosol. Bases 246 to 3368 code for a protein of 1040 amino acids. Lineage: Eukaryota; Fungi; Ascomycota; Eurotiomycetes; Eurotiales; Aspergillaceae. Gene Ontology annotation, biological process: valyl-tRNA aminoacylation. The transcript has 4 exons. The record is from RefSeq and is a predicted model, not a curated record. Gene Ontology annotation, molecular function: valine-tRNA ligase activity; aminoacyl-tRNA deacylase activity; ATP binding.